UCUGGGAGACACACAGGAAGUUGCACUAAGGAACUGAAAAGUAGCUAUACAAUAUACUUGGAUACAGGAAACAAAGGGACGUAGAAGUUAAAGCAAGCUGACAUUCAGGACAGGCGAAGUCAUAGCAGAAGCAUGAACUUAAUCCCAAGCUUCUCUUCAGAGACCUGGAUCCUGCUAGCUGUAUUUUGGGUUCUCUUCUUAAUUUACGGCAUCUGGCCUUAUGGAGUAUUUAAGAAGCUGGGAGUACCUGGCCCUUUUCCACUUCCAUAUAUUGGAACAUUUCUGGGAUAUAGAAAGGGCAUGGUACAGUUUGAUGUGGAAUGCUUUAAAAAAUAUGGAAAAUUAUGGGGACUGUAUGAUGGAAGACAAGCAGUUCUUGCAAUUCUAGACCCUGUUAUAAUAAAAACCAUUUUGGUAAAAGAGUGCUACACUAAUUUCACAAACAGACGGAAUUUUGGUCUUAAUGGCCCCUUUGACUCAGCCCUCACAAUUGCUGAGGAUGACCAGUGGAAAAGGAUUCGUACAGUGCUCUCACCGACGUUUACCAGCGGGAAACUGAAGGAGAUGUUCCCGAUAAUGAAGGACUAUUCUACCAUGCUGGUCAACAACAUUCAAGUUUAUGUUGACAAAGAUGAGCCAUGUCCAAUGAAGGAUGUUUUGGGAGCUUACAGUAUGGAUGUUGUCACCAGCAGUUCCUUUGGUGUGCAUGUCGAUUCUUUAAACAAGCCAAAUGACCCUUUUGUUACAAAGACCAAGCAGUUUCUAAAGUUUGGAUUAUUCAGCCCUUUGCUUAUAUUUGUAGUCCUUUUUCCAUUCCUUCGUCCUGUCCUGGAGUGGAUGAACGUCUCCUUGUUUCCAAAAGACUUUAUACAUUUCUACAUGAAUGCUAUUACCAGUUUCAAGGAGAAACGUCAGAAUGAAGACCACUCA
Molecule: messenger RNA, 930 nt
Organism: Nanorana parkeri
Lineage: Eukaryota; Metazoa; Chordata; Amphibia; Anura; Dicroglossidae
Product: cytochrome P450 3A9-like
Exons: 8
Molecular function (GO): oxidoreductase activity, acting on paired donors, with incorporation or reduction of molecular oxygen, reduced flavin or flavoprotein as one donor, and incorporation of one atom of oxygen; steroid hydroxylase activity; iron ion binding
Source: RefSeq, a predicted model, not a curated record